Gossypium raimondii (Peruvian cotton) is the source of this 783-nucleotide messenger RNA. RefSeq lists its product as uncharacterized. The record is from RefSeq and is a predicted model, not a curated record. NCBI's taxonomy places the organism in Eukaryota, Viridiplantae, Streptophyta, Magnoliopsida, Malvales, Malvaceae. Bases 1 to 783 code for a protein of 260 amino acids. The transcript is spliced from 5 exons.
AUGGGAAUGGAUUGUUUAUCAUUACAUGAUGUUGUGGUAAAUUGUAGACAUAAACGGAUUGAUUUGAGAUGUCAAUCAGAUGUGUUUCCUGAAGAAUUACUAGGAUUGCCACCAAAAUGUAAAGUUGAAUUCGUUAUUGAUUUGAUACUAGGGACUACACCGAUAUCAAUUCCACCGUAUAGAAUGACACAGACUGAAUUGAAAGAACUUAAAGAACAGUUACAAGAAUUAUUAGACAAAGUUUUUAUUCGACCGAGAGUAUCUCCUUGGGGUGCACCGGUACUUUUUGUAAAGAAGAAAGAUGGUUCAUUGAGACUGUGUAUAGACUACCGACAAUUGAACAAGGUAACAAUAAAGAACAAAUAUCUUUUGCCUCGUAUUGAUGAGUUGUUCGAUCAGCUAAAGGCUGCAACCGUUAACCAAUGUUCCUGCCGCUUCCAUGGAUUUGAUGAACCAGGUAUUUCAGCCUCGAUUCUGUGCGAGAAACAGUUGUAUGCAAAAUUCAGUAAAUCUGAGUUCUGGCUUCAGAAGAUUGGAUUCCUUGGACAUGUGGUUUCUGCAGAUGGGAUACGUGUUUAUCCAAGUAAUGUUUCAGCUAUUAUUAACUGGAAAGCUUCGAAAAAUGUUUUAGAGGUGAAAGUUGAACACCAAGUACAAUCAAGAUUAUUACAGCCUGUCACGAUUCCUAAAUGGAAAUGGGAGCGAGUUACGAUGGAUUUCAUAUCAGAAUUGUCUGUGACACCGAAGAAGAAAGACUCAAUUUGGGUUAUUGUUACAGAUUAA